CGGGGGUGCUGGAGGCCUGGCACAGUGGGUGCUGGUGGAGCUGCAGGGCGAGGUUGAGCCCCGGCAGAGCGGCGAGCUGGCGGGGAGCCUCCUGGGAGACCUGCACUACACCCGCGAGGUGAGGCCGCUGCUCAUCGUGGGCCACCACAUCCUCUACGGGAAGGUGGUGCAGCUGGAGAAGCCCUUUGCCGUGCUGGUGAAGCGGGGAGCUGCCGAGCCCAGCCAUGAGUCCAGCCCUGCGGGGCCGCAUGCCCGCUAUGCUGUCACCGCCCUCAUCAAAACCAAGCUCCUCUUCAAAACCCGCCCCAAGCCCAUCAUCACCAACGUGCCCAAGAAGGUGUGA
This is a messenger RNA of Cariama cristata (Red-legged seriema), 343 nucleotides long. RefSeq names its product CTF8, chromosome transmission fidelity factor 8 homolog (S. cerevisiae) (gene CHTF8). Lineage: Eukaryota; Metazoa; Chordata; Aves; Cariamiformes; Cariamidae. Gene Ontology annotation, biological process: mitotic sister chromatid cohesion. The record is from RefSeq and is a predicted model, not a curated record. The annotation marks the transcript as partial. Gene Ontology annotation, cellular component: Ctf18 RFC-like complex. The transcript has 2 exons.